Messenger RNA from Solanum dulcamara, 2313 nucleotides. RefSeq names its product ethylene-responsive transcription factor ERF054-like. Gene Ontology annotation, biological process: regulation of DNA-templated transcription. The record is from RefSeq and is a predicted model, not a curated record. Gene Ontology annotation, molecular function: DNA binding; DNA-binding transcription factor activity. NCBI's taxonomy places the organism in Eukaryota, Viridiplantae, Streptophyta, Magnoliopsida, Solanales, Solanaceae. The transcript has a single exon. Bases 357 to 1601 code for a protein of 414 amino acids.
AUCAAAUUCCUCUUCUCCUCUCUCCAUCUUCAAUCUUACACUGCAAUUUUCAUAUAAAUUACUUACAAAAUUUGGAUUUCUCGUCUCUCUUUUCUCGACGCCGCUCGCUCUCUCUCUCCGAAAAAAACAUUUCUUGUAUACAUUUUGGGAUGGUUGCUCUGUUUUCUCUUGUUUUGACUAAGAUUAUUUUUUGUUGUUUUUAGACCAAAUUAAGAUCUGAGUUUUGAUUAGAUACCUUUUUUAUGAACUGGGUUUUCAUUAAUUUUUAGUUUCUAAACCAUUUCCAGUUAUAUUCAAGAGUUGAGUUCAUUAUUUACUCUGAGCUCAAGAGAGCGAGCGGCGAAUAGUGAGUGGAAAUGGCUGAAUCAGAGGACAGGGGAAAAUCAAGGAUGGCGGCAAUGGAAGAAGAACAAAUGGAUUUUGAUGAUAAUACAUUUGAAAGACAACAAAGGAGGCCAGUUUUUGAAGAAGCUUCCAUGUCUAACAGGCGUUUCAAGAAAAUCAAAAGUCCAGAACGCCAAGGAUAUUCUCAAUCCUCUGUUCAACAAUCGGCUUUAAAUUCCUCUGUUCCUUAUAAUAAUCCCACAUCCAUGGCAUUUCCUCCUCCUCCGUCAUCGUCGAGGCUCGUUUUCCCUUUUGCUUAUGAUGGGACGCACCAGUCCAUGGAAAGUUCAUCCCAAUUGGGACCGAACGCGACGCCUCUGUUUCACCCACAGCAGCAAAAUCAGCAGCAAAUGAUCUCAUUUUCACCUCAACAAUGUCUUUACCCUCCGUAUUUUGCAGGAGAAUUAGGACCAUCACAGAAUCAACAGCAGCUAUUGCAGUAUUGGAACGAAACGCUAAAUUUAAGUCCGAGGGGAAGAAUGAUGAUGAUGAGUAGAUUGGGGCAAGAUUGCAGGGGAUUUUAUAGGCCUCAACAGGUACAAGUACAGCCAAUUUCAACUACGAAGCUAUACAGAGGAGUAAGGCAGAGACAUUGGGGAAAAUGGGUAGCUGAAAUUCGUCUUCCUCGAAAUAGGACUCGUCUUUGGCUUGGUACUUUUGACACAGCCGAAGAUGCAGCUAUGGCUUAUGACCGCGAGGCGUAUAAGCUAAGAGGAGACAAUGCUAAGCUCAAUUUCCCCGAACUCUUUAUUGGUAAAGACAGAGGAGAACCAUCUACUGAGCAUAAUUCAUCUCCGUCGUCUCCAAUUACUCCUCAUGAAUCUUCACUGCCUGAACAAAAUUCAGAAAGUCUUCAAUUACAACCUAUAAAUAAUGAACAAUUGCCUUCGUCACCGCCUCCACAGCCACCACCAGAAGGUGAUAACCACGACGAGGACUCAGGAAUUGGAUCAAGUGAGGUUACUACUAAUUCACAAUCAUCUGAAUUAGUAUGGGGUGAUAUGGCUGAGGCUUGGUUCAAUGCAAUACCAGCAGGUUGGGGUCCAGGUAGUCCAGUUUGGGAUGAUUUGGACACAAAUAAUAACCUCAUGUUUCCACCUAAUCUUCAUUUUGGGAAUUUCUGUCAGCAAGAGCCUUAUAAUUCUGAUCCCCAUCAACAUCAUGAUACUAAUAGAGAUCCAUCUUCACCUUCAUGUCCCAUGAGGCCUUUCUUUUAGAUUCAACUUUUCUCAUACAUUCGUCCCGUUAGGAUUUAGGUGUCACAUACCAUUUCAUGGAAACAAGCGGGUAAAACUGCAUACAAUAGACUUUGUGAUUCGGGCCUUUCCUGGACCUUGCACGUGCACUAGACUACCCUUUAUACCAUUUCAAGAUUCACAACUCCCUUUGUCCAUAGGAGAUUCUUUUAGAUAAUCUCCGCGGGAUUCAUCCACUGGAUGAAUCUUUUUGGUCAGGCCUGUGAGUUCAUACACCGUCUUCGUUCAUCUCUUUUUCUUAAUUGCUGCAAUAGGAGAGAGCCCUUUUUAACUCUUUUACUAUGCCAUCUUUUAGACCCUCUUCCACUUGAUCCACCAUACUUUGUCAUAUCUGCAAAAUGGCUGCAUAUUUAAAGCCUUUUCUUGCAAGUGACAAUUUUUACUUGUUUUCUAGUACUUUCAUACAUAUGUAUCACAUUUAGUGAGACCAUACGCUAGUAGUUGGUGUCAUUAUAUUUUCUUUCAUUUGUAGUAGUUAAAUUAUCUUAGCAUAGACGUCGAGGGAGAUAGUUUUAUGAUCUACCCUCGACAGUCCCUCCAUCAUGAGCUCAUUUUUGAUUCGCGAGGAUGGAGGAAGUUGAAGUGUCUGUAUAUGUAUUGAUCUUCACUUCAGAUCUAUAUGUUGUAAUUUGUUGUUGUUGAAGAUAUUAGUGUUCCUCUUUUGAUUGAUAUA